Molecule: messenger RNA, 5442 nt
Organism: Syngnathus acus (greater pipefish)
Lineage: Eukaryota; Metazoa; Chordata; Actinopteri; Syngnathiformes; Syngnathidae
Gene: epha4l
Product: eph receptor A4, like
Exons: 18
Coding region: 176-3145 (989 amino acids)
Biological process (GO): protein phosphorylation; axon guidance; negative regulation of axon extension
Cellular component (GO): plasma membrane; neuron projection
Molecular function (GO): transmembrane-ephrin receptor activity; ATP binding; protein binding
Source: RefSeq, a predicted model, not a curated record
GCCUGUGGUGCGCCUGGUGGUGCGUCUCUGCGCUCGUGUCCGCUUCUAUCCCUUAUUCCACUGGGGAAGAGGGCGAGGGAGGGAGAGAGAGAACGUUGGACCAGAGAGAAUAGUAAACAAAUAAAAAAAAAAGAAGAAAAAGCAUCAGAGAAGGGGAAACGGCGCAGUGACACAAAUGGCACUCAUGGCGGGGAUUUUGUUCACGGUUGCCUUUAUUGUUUCUGGGAUUUCUACACUUGUUUCUCCGUCUCGGACAUACCCGCCUAACGAAGUCACGUUAUUGGACUCCAGAGCUGCACAAGGGGAGCUAGGAUGGGCCGCCAACCCAACAGAAGGAGGGUGGGAGGAAGUUAGCAUCAUGGAUGAGAAGAACAUUCCCAUUCGGACGUACCAGGUGUGCAAUGUCAUGGAGCCAAACCAGAACAACUGGCUCCGCACAGACUGGAUUCCUCGCGGAGGUGCCCAGCGCGUCUAUAUUGAGAUCAAGUUCACCCUCCGAGACUGCAACAGCCUUCCCGGCCUGAUGGGAACUUGCAAGGAAACCUUCAAUCUUUACUACUAUGAGUCCAACAAUGACAAAGAGCGCUACAUUCGUGAAAACCAAUUUGGUAAAAUCGACACUAUAGCCGCUGAUGAGAGCUUCACUCAGGUGGACAUCGGCGACCGCAUCAUGAAGCUAAAUACAGAAGUGCGUGAUGUGGGUGCCCUGACGAGGAAGGGCUUCUAUUUGGCCUUCCAGGAUGUCGGAGCAUGCAUUGCGCUUGUGUCAGUCAGGGUCUUCUAUAAGAAAUGUCCUUUGGCCGUGCGUAAUUUGGCCCAGUUUCCCGAUACCAUCACUGGAGCAGAUACCUCCUCGCUUGUGGAAGUUCGUGGAUCCUGCGUGGAUAAUUCAGAGGAGAAGGAGAUUCCAAAAAUGUACUGCGGAGCUGAUGGAGAGUGGUUGGUGCCCAUUGGAAACUGCCUGUGCAACCCAGGCUACGAGGAGCGAAAUGCAGACUGCCAAGCCUGUAAGAUUGGUUACUACCGUGCCCUGGCGACCGAUGGUGUCUGUUCCAAGUGUCCGCUCCAUAGCUACUCUGUCAGAGAGGGCUCCACAUCUUGCGUCUGCGACAAGGGAUACUUCCGCUCUGAAACCGACCCAGCCUCAAUGCCCUGCACCCGGCCUCCGACAGCACCGCUCCACCUCAUUUCCAAUGUGAACGAGACUUCUGUCAACCUGGAGUGGAGCGCGCCAAGGAACUCAGGAGGACGACAGGAUCUGACCUACAACAUAGUUUGUAAACGCUGCGGGCCCGAUGGGCGACGCUGUCAACCCUGCGGCAACGCCAUCCACUUUAGCCCCCAGCAGCUGAGUCUGAAGGGAACCAGGGUGUCCAUCAACGAACUGCAGGCCCACACUAACUACACCUUCGAGGUGUGGGCGGUAAAUGGCGUCUCGCCACAAAGCCCCGGGCCGGAACAGGCAGUGUCUGUGACCGUCACCACCAACCAGGCCGCUCCCUCCCCGGUAACAUCUGUCCAAGCCAAGAACAUCACAAGACACACCAUCUCGCUGGUGUGGCAACCUCCGCAACGAGCCAAUGGGGUGAUCCUCGAGUACGAGGUCAAGUACUACGAAAAGGACCAAAAUGAAAAAAGCUACAGGAUCAUAAAAACCUCAUCCAGAAACGCAGACAUCAAGGGUCUCACUCCCCUCACUUCUUAUGUAUUCCAUGUGCGUGCACGCACAGCGGCCGGCUAUGGUGAAUGCAGCGGCCCCUUUGAGUUUAUGACAAACUCGGUGCCAGCCCCUAUAAUCGGUGAUGGGACAAACUCUACAGUGUUGCUGGUGUCUGUGGUCGGCAGCGUGGUGCUCCUCCUUCUCCUCAUCAGCGCUUUUGUCAUCAGCCGAAGAAGGAGUAAGUACAGCAAAGCCAAGCAGGAAUCUGAUGAAGAAAAGCAUUUACAUCAAGGAGUGAGAACAUAUGUUGAUCCAUUUACCUAUGAGGACCCAAACCAAGCUGUACGUGAGUUUGCCAAAGAGAUUGAUGCCUCCUGUAUCAAGAUUGAGAAAGUCAUUGGUGUCGGGGAGUUUGGUGAGGUCUGCAGUGGCCGUUUGAAAAUGCCCGGCAAGAGAGAGAUCUGUGUGGCCAUAAAGACGCUGAAGGCUGGAUACACCGACCAGCAGAGGAGGGACUUCUUGGCUGAGGCCAGCAUUAUGGGCCAAUUUGACCAUCCCAACAUCAUCCACCUCGAGGGUGUCGUCACAAAAUGUAAGCCAGUGAUGAUUAUCACCGAGUACAUGGAAAACAGAUCGCUGGAUGCAUUCCUUAGGAAGAAUGACGGCCACUUCACUGUGAUCCAGCUAGUAGGCAUCCUACGUGGUAUCGCAUCAGGCAUGAAGUACCUGUCUGACAUGAGCUACGUCCAUCGUGAUCUAGCGGCUCGAAACAUCCUGGUCAACUGCAACUUGGUUUGCAAGGUGUCUGACUUUGGCAUGUCUCGUGUGCUGGAGGACGACCCUGAGGCUGCAUACACCACCAGGGGAGGGAAGAUCCCAAUCCGCUGGACAGCCCCUGAGGCUAUUGCUUACAGGAAGUUUACUUCAUCCAGUGAUGUGUGGAGCUACGGCAUCGUCAUGUGGGAGGUGAUGUCAUAUGGUGAGAGGCCAUAUUGGGACAUGAGCAACCAAGAUGUGAUCAAAGCCAUUGAUGAGGGUUAUCGGCUGCCCCCACCAAUGGACUGUCCCGUAGCGCUCCACCAGCUCAUGCUGGAUUGCUGGCAGAGAGAGAGGGCAGAGCGACCAAAGUUUGGCCAGAUUGUCAACAUGUUGGAUAAGCUGAUUCGCAACCCCAACACUUUGAAGAGGACUGGUGGAGACGGUGUUGUCAGGCCUACCACCACUCUGCUGGAGCCCGGGAGCCCCGAGGGGUCCUCAGCUGUGGGCACAGUAGAAGACUGGCUUCAGGCCAUUGGCAUGGAGAGAUACAUCGACAACUUUACAGCCGCCACCUACACAACUCCAGAAGCGGUGAUCCACAUGACACAAGAGGACCUGACCCGUAUUGGAAUCUCCUCAGCAGCACACCAGAGCAAGAUCCUGACAAGUGUCCAAGGAAUGCUCUCUCAGAUGCAACAGAUGCAAGACAGAAUGGUUCCUGUCUGAGAGAUUCAAAACUAAGAAAAGGACUUCAUUUCCUAUAAAAACAAACAAACAAAAAAGAAAAAAAAAGAAGAAAAAAACACUACCUUUGAAGAGACAAACUAUGAAGAAAUAGUUUACCUCAUCUGUGCACUUUAAAUUUGGUCUGAAAGAAAAAAUGAAACAAAAAGUGGGGACAAUAGCACUUUUUCAAAAAUUCAGACCUUUACUCUGCCCUUUUUUUGUUUGUUUCUGAGAAAAGACAUUUGCGGAUAGAUGGAAGCUGGAAGUGCUUCUGAUAGGCCAAUCUGGAGUGCCUUUAUUGCAUGGAAAGGAAAAGGAAGACAAAUGGGAAACCGCUUGUCCUUCUGAUUGGCAAAGUGUUAUUUUUGGAACUUUCUUAGUGGAUUGAUACACAGAGCAGAUCUUCUUCCUUCUUGUGACCGUGUUUAUCGUACAUGCAUUGUCUCAGUGGGACUCGCGGGCUGCCCCAGUUGCCAUUGUUCUGACUCAGCUGGAUCUGUUUGAUAGCUCACACACAACAUUUAGGAUCUCGGCUCUCAGACAAAUCCAAUGUUGGCUUUGUCAGGAAGAUGGUGAUGCGGGGGUGUUCAUUUUGCGGCCAUGCAUGUUUGCUCCCUCAUGGCUUGUUUUUUUUGGUAGCAGUUUUCUGUUGUUGUUGCCCUCAGGACAUUGCCGAGAAUGUUUUUGAUCUUCCGGAGCAAAUGGCCUGUCUUCCCAAAAUGUCCUAUCUCCCCUCUGACAAACAAACUGCGCGGAUCGUCCCCAUGCAUCCCGCACAAUCAGAGCCCUGGUGGCCUCCACAUCUUGCUACAGGACUUCCUCAGUGGACAAUUGUUUUGCUGGAUUUAAUAGGGUUUAUUCCUGCAGCAAGACAAAGGACCAUAUGGCAGGAUUUAAUCAAAAGGAUGUAUGCAACAACCGCAAUAUGGAUACGGAGUGAAUCACAAUCAUCAAACUCCACUGAGGAUUACUCAAGCUGUUAUCAAGCUGCUGUCGUCCAUCCUCAGGAUCCUGCCUCCACUCGCCACCCCCAGAAUUCCUUUCCUUCCUCAUCGUCUUCCUCCUCUUCCGACAACCUCCUCUUCUUACUGCAGCCUCUCCUGACACUGAGACGAUGUUCUUUCUUCCCACCAUCCAGCUCCACUGGAGUCAUUUGAAUGAUCAAGAGCAUCGGAAAAGACUAUAUGAAGAAUGUAAUAUAAUCUAGAAAGCCCUGCUCCAAUGGAUGCAGGGCUGUUUGUUUUGUUUUUGUUGUUGUUUCAGGAUUUCUUAUUGGUUUCUUCUUUGCUUGCAUGUAAAAUAAGAUUGAUUUGGGUGUGUGAACGAAUGCUCAAGUGUGAAUGCUGUGUUGUAUGGUUUGCGUACCUGAAAAACACUAACCUUGUCCAUUCACAGGCCACUGUGAAGCCUGUGAAAAGCCAACAUACACUUGUUUGCUAAAGAAAACAUGUUGUACAAUAUGUUGCUCUUGUCUUCGUGAGCUGGACUCUAUACGUUUCCUGGAAAGCAACCUAAUUGUGCUUUGGCCGUGAUUCACGGAUUACAUUUGGAUACAGGAUCACUGACAAGUGUGACUAAAAGCCUCGGAGUAAAAGUUGGACUUGUCAAGCUUGUGAUGAUAAAAUAGUCCCUGGAUAUGAGAAAAGGGUGCCCCAUGCAGUGCACAACAAUGAGUUAUAGGACAAGGUGUCAAAGAAGGAAAGACUGAUAGUUUUCAUUUUUAUUCCAAAACAUGUCAUACAUAUAUCGAUAUAACCCAGAGGACUUCAUUUGCUCUGUUCCUUGAUCUCUUGAAACUAUACUUAUGUGAAUGUUUUCAACUUAUAUAAGUGACACUUCACAAAAACACCACCGUCCUUAAUACAGUGCUAUGGCUCUUUCCUCUUGGUAAUGUGUAACUUUUGAGGUUUAGUGAUCAAAAAAAAGGGACCUGUUUGGAAAUAUGCAAGACAUGUUGGGAAGGAAACUAGAAUGUACUGUAAAAUAUUUUUUUUUCUCGACUUCAAUGUCUGAUGAUUUGAAGAAAAAAAAAAAAAAAUGAACAAAAAUAACGAACCACAGUAAUUGUAUAUCUACCAAUGCCAUAAGAUCUAGUCAUGUAGAUCUAACAUUGAUGUUCUUUUUUUUCCUCUUUUUUGACAUGAUCAUAUGUUUUGUUUGUUAUGUUUGUCAAGGAGAUAUAGGUACAUGUAAGUUAUGACAUUUAUUUAUGUCCUUUUAUAUCUAGUUUGUAAAAUAAUAGCCUCAAGUGAAGAAAAUAAAGCGGUGCCAAAGGGCACUUAAUACAGUAGAAACCA